This is a messenger RNA of Sycon ciliatum, 2835 nucleotides long. RefSeq lists its product as uncharacterized. Lineage: Eukaryota; Metazoa; Porifera; Calcarea; Leucosolenida; Sycettidae. Gene Ontology annotation, molecular function: GTP binding; GTPase activity. The transcript has 4 exons. The coding region runs from base 315 to 2018 and encodes 567 amino acids. The record is from RefSeq and is a predicted model, not a curated record.
AAUUGAAUAGGACACUCGUGUCCAGAGCGGUUAAAGCCGGAUAGCCAGCAGGUAGCAUUCAGUAUAAAUAUUCACUGUCGCAUCUCUGAACGGCGUAGUUGACUUUGGGAGAAAACGGGAUACGCAACUUCCGUGUUGGAGAAGCGGUCAGAAGCUGGGGCAGUCGCAGUAUAUUAGUCUCCAGAAGGCUGUCAGAAUUCUUCACAACCUGCAGAUGGUGUACAGCGCCUACACGAAAAACGUGUCGCUCGGUGGUGUUGGAGCUAGGAGUUCAUUAGACGUGCUGCGAGUUGGAGCAGCUCGGUCGUAUACCAAUGAUACGCAGUCCAGCGUUUAUACGUGAAGAGGACGACGAGGGGGACCUGGAGAGAACGAUAGAAUCGAGUAUUGUUAGCACUGUUGCUGAUAGUCCCACCUUGACAAACAUUAGCAGCAGCAACACACUUGGUCGCAAAAUGGUCGCCGGUAUCCCUCAGUCGCAAUCCUGGCACUCGCUGUCCUCAUUCUCUCUGUCCAAGUCCAGAAAGCAAUCAACGCCAGGAGCGGGGCAGACGGCUGACCCGCAUCGACAGACACCAACCGUGCCGUCCAGUGCCAGUAGUAGCCGGAGUGAUAGCGGCAAGUCGUCUGGAUACGCCAGCUCCACGCAGUGCCAGCAGCACCUGACAGUUCGGCCACGCUCCAACACAGCCUCGCCGACCACCGGUACUGGAGCGUGUCGACGCUGUGGAGCCGUACUGUGUCGGUGGCGGAAAACACAUCACAACGUGGUCGUAUGCGGUGCAGGCGGAGUGGGAAAAUCAGCUCUGCUAGUACAGUAUCUAACGCACAGGUUCAUCUACGAUUAUGAUCCCACACUUGAGGAGAGCUAUCAUUCGUUCCUUGCACUGGAUGGCUGUUGUGCUGAACUGGACAUUACAGAGCUAGCUGGACAGAACUUGACCGAGUCGUGUGGGCUGUUCCGCUCCAAGGUGCUGGGUGCAGAUGGGUUCAUAGUGGUGUAUGACAUCACGGAUCCGUCGACGCUGGUCGAGGCCGAACGCACCAUCGAUCACAUACAGCGAGAGCUUCUGACCAUACCGUCGGCUUCCAACAGCAACCGGUCGUCAAUGUCGGAGUGCGUCGCGCAAUCGCCACACGAGGAACCUUCUCACGCGGACCGCGACGCGGAAGCCGUGCCCGCGGCUCAGCCACCGCCGCACAUAUCGCUCUCGCCGGCCACGUCGGAACACUCCGAUAGCAGCACACCCACCGUUCCCGGUGUGUCGCCUGAGAGCACGGUAACUGCGUCGGGCGUUGCGUCACCGCUACUCACGAGCCCAAGCCAAGCCAACAGUAUACCACUGGUACACAUUGACAAGUCGAAUGCAAGGUCACGCGACAGCCUGGACGCAUGGAGUGCGCGCGACUUCCCGCCCAUCAUCCUGAUCGGCAACAAGUGUGACUUGGAGAGCGAGCGCAAAGUGCCGACACGCGACGCACGCCAGGUCAGCCUGGAGACGCGCUGCUACUUCGACGAGGUGUCGGCACGGUCCGGGCACGAGGGCGUGGACCGCGUCAUGGCCAUGCUGGUGCAGAUCAUGCGCAGCCCCAGUCUGUUUAAGGACGGCGCGUUGACACCGAGUAACUCCGGCAGCCGCUCCGGCACACCCAAUAAAAUGCCGACGUCGCCAAUGACCAGUGGCAGUGCCAUUCUCGGCGGCGGCGCAAUCGCCCCCGGCAACGCAAUGGAGGGGCCGAGCGGCAUGUCGGCACUCGCAGCUCGCGGCUCCGUUCUCACGCUAGGCCGCUCGGCCAUGACAAGGAAAGUGCAGGAGAAGCGACGACGAUCGCAGUCCGACAUCUACGCCAUCAAGCACUCCGGCAGUUGGGUGGCGGAGGCCAGCGAUUUCCGCAGCAAGACACUCUCGCCGGAAAGCACACGACCAAGCCGUCAUCAGUGGUGGCUGCGUGCCAGCUUGCGAACUCAACUCGUCCGCUUCCAAACCAAGAUCAAAUCCACCAAGUCAAAAAAGUGAACUCUUUGACCAGCUCUACUCCAACCAAUGUCUUACACAAUCAUAUCUAUCAGCUAUGCAGGUCUUGUCUUUGUGAAGCUUCAAAACCCUAUAACAAUCUAGAAUGAAGGCGAGAAUCCUACUUUCAAAGUGAAUUUUUUUUAAAGGAGCACUACGUUCAUAGAGAUUUUGUGACACCUGAACCACUUUGCGGAGAAUCCUGUAACGAUAGGGCAUUGCACAUUACGCAUACACGUACACUGUUCUACAUUCUGCCAUCUACCACACAAUACGUAUUGUAGCACUCAACAUGUUUUUUACGUCAGACUGUGUGGAGAGGUGUUACUUCAAUUGUUGAUGAAAGUGAAAAUCGACGUUCAUUGUGAUAUCGAAACCCUGCUUUUUGACAAAUCUUUGUACACACAAUUUCCCCUUGAGCAGUGACAUUCUGCUAAUAUAUCCUUUUGUUGAUACCCUAUUGUCUAAAGCAUAAUCGGUGACACACACACACACACACACACACACGCACACACACGCACACACACACACACCAUGCUAUUGCCAUUGCACUUGAAUUGCGGAGUACUAAUAUAUUAGCCUUCCACCACCUUCUUAGUGGUAUGCCCAUGAAUGAAAUUUCACGCUCUAUUUACUUCAUUCCAAUGUAGUCCACUACUGAGAACAGUGGGUUGAAAAGUUGAAAACCGUUUGGAAAAUGUUUUGACAGCUGACUGAGCACUAGUAAGAAACUAGCAGCUUUACUGCUCUGUACAUGCGUGAAAGAACUCCACUGACUGUCACGAGCCCAUCCUCCUGGCACAGACAAAAGACAAUACUC